CUAGUGUCGUCUGAAAGCUCUCCGGGUCACCGGUUCGAGACACCAGCCCCUUUAACGUAUGUGGAAACUGUAUCGUCGUCGCCACCUGUGGCUCGUUCACGUCUACGGCGUCUUCUCCGCGCUUUAUGGUAGCUUCAAGGAGGACGGGACAGCUGUUACGACACAGCAAUCGCCGCAUGGUCGUCACAUUCUAAGCGUCGACAACUCGACGCCAUCCCCGGAUGGCGUCGGGGUGGUUCCACAGUGCGUGCCUCCCUCCCUAGAGGAGUUCCCAGACGACUUCUUCACUCAGGAGCAGCGGGAAAAGGGAGGCAUCCUCGUCCACGCCCUCAUCGUCGCCUACAUCGUCUGCAUGCUGGCCAUCGUCUGCGACAAGUACUUUGUGCCAUGUCUCAAGGUCAUCGCAGACUACUUCAAGGUGCCAACGGACAUCGCCGGUGCCACCUUUAUGGCAGUCGGCACCUCCUCUCCGGAGCUCUUCUCCUCUGUCAUAGGUGCCUUUAUAACGGAAGGUGACAUUGGAGUGGGCACCGUCGUGGGAUCUGCAGUCUUCAACAUUUUAGCAGUGACGGGAGCGGCCGGAUUGGCAGUCGGCACAGCGGCUGUCCACUUGGAUUGGUACCCUAUCACUCGAGAUGUCACCAUGUACAUAAUCACCAUUAGUACCCUGGUCUUCAUCAUUCACGACAAUAUCGUCACGUGGAUCGAGUCUCUGGUUCUCAUCUCCAUGUUCGUCUGCUACCUGACUCUUCUCUACUUCAACUGCCAUGUCGAGGACGUCACCACGAAGACGGCAAGGAACGUCCACCAGUGGUGGCAGCGAAAGCGGCGCAUCCAGCUCACCGUCCUCCCCACCACCGUGCUCGACGAAUCGACGGGUCUCCUGACCUCCGACCGCCACCGCCACCACUACCACCGCUACAACAGCGGCAGCCAGGACUCCGCCUGCCCCUCCUCUGCGGCCUCCUCCCUGAUGGCCUCCGCCGAGAUGACCUCCUCCGGGGAGAGCGACACCCUCGCCAAGGAGAGCGGCCACUUCGAGAAGCCCCCUCUCCUGGUGCCCCAGGUCAUCGCCGAGAAGUACAUCAUCGUCAAAGACCUCGACUACGGCUCGGACACCAUCAAGAAGAAGCUGCCAGAAGAUUUGGAAGAACCCGCCGAAGAGAUCCACCUGUGGACUCUACCCGAGGGGGGCUCCUGCAUCAAAUUCUUCUUCUUUCUGAUGUGGAUCCCCAACUUCCUUUUCGCCAUCACCGUCCCCCGAUGUGACACCAAGGGGAGGACGCUCUGGUUCCCCGUCACCUUUUUCACUUCUAUUUGCUGGUUGGCCGUCCUCUCCUACAUGUGCUUCUGGAUGGUGGCCGUCAUUGGUUACACCUUCGGAAUACCGGAUACCGUUUCCGGCCUCACCAUUCUAGCGGCCGGCACGAGUGUUCCAGAACUGGUGUCCAGUGUUCUUGUCGUUCGAAGCGGUCUGGGCAACAUGGCCCUCUGCAACCUGAUCGGCAGCAACAUCUUCGACAUCCUCUUCUGCCUGGGCGUGCCCUGGCUGGUCAAGACGCUCCUGAACGGGGAGACCCGGUCCCUGGUCAUCAACAGCUCGGCCCUCACCUACACAACCCUCAUCCUGCUGACCGUGGUCAUCCUCUUCUACCUCACCCUGGCGACCUGCAAGUGGCGACUCAACUGGCGAUACGGCGUCGUCGCCUUCGUCCUCUACGCCGCUUUCCUCGUCAUGGCCUCCAUCUUCGAGAGCAACGUCUUCGGGGACUUUAACCCUCCCACGUGCGCCAGCUGACGAAGGUAGAUCUCCGCAUGCGCAGUCAGCAUUUAUCGUCGCGGGUUUCGAGCCACGUGUCCAGAUUCGUGUGUCCAGACCGGGUAGAAAAAGGUUUCCAGAUGUACCGGGGGGGGGGGGGGAAUGGGGGGAAAGUUAAAAAAGUUACCUUUCACAAAAUGAACAAAUUGAAAAUUUGUUUUGAACAUUAAAGACAUAGAAACGGAAAAAAUCUAUUUUAUAAUAAAACUUGCAUUGAAACAUUAUCAUUUUUUCCUUUCGUAAAGUAAAUUUGUAACUUUAAUUUUUAAAAAAAGUGGAAUAUUUCCACUUAGCCGCAUGUAUGAGGCUAAACGAAAAAUAAAAUAAUUUUCUAACAAAAUAUUUUUUUUUUCUGUUUGAUUUUAAAAAAUAUUUUUCAGCAAAUAAAUAAACGAAUAAAUGAGUAAAUGAUAAAACAAUAAACGAACAAAUUAAUGUGGGAGAAAAAAAAUAAAUGAGUUAACAGUUUAGUGAAUGAAUAAGAAAAAAUUCGCAUGAAUGAAUAAAUAAGUGAAUUCAAAAAAGAAUACGUUACGGAUUUAAUAAAUUAAUAAAUAAGUAAACGAAAUGUGCUUUUUUACUUUGCCCCGCGUGUACUUCACAAAUUGUAUUAAACGUUUAAAAUCAAAGCAUGAACAAUAUUAAUUAAAAAAGUACAUUGCAGUACUUUUUCGUUUAUGCAAUGGACACCAGUAGGUCUUAAUUAAUCCUUGAAAAAUGUUAAUUCAAAAACGUAAUCAUUUUAUAAUAGCAAAAAAUUAUUUUUGAUAAACCACAAAAUAUAACAAUUCAUGUGUCAAAUUUUGAAAAGAUUUCGUGUUACAUAUACAGUAGAACUCCAACUAUUUAACUUCGACCACCCGAAUCAACAAAUUGAAGUUCUGGAAAGUGGAAUGUCGGAAAAUCAGACGAAGUGAGAAGUAGGAAGAAGUCACGACCGCAACAAUCCGGUGCUUGAAUUUUAUGGAUGUAUGUUUGGUUUUAGCUCUCUUACGUUGUUUGUCUUUCUUGCUUUUUGUAUGAGUUUCUGUGGUGAAAUAAAUGUUAAAU
This is a messenger RNA of Uloborus diversus, 2869 nucleotides long. RefSeq names its product sodium/potassium/calcium exchanger 4-like. Gene Ontology annotation, molecular function: calcium, potassium:sodium antiporter activity; calcium channel activity. The coding region runs from base 59 to 1798 and encodes 579 amino acids. Lineage: Eukaryota; Metazoa; Arthropoda; Arachnida; Araneae; Uloboridae. The record is from RefSeq and is a predicted model, not a curated record. Gene Ontology annotation, biological process: calcium ion transmembrane transport; intracellular calcium ion homeostasis. Gene Ontology annotation, cellular component: membrane. The transcript has 10 exons.